Molecule: messenger RNA, 1016 nt
Organism: Pseudopipra pipra
Lineage: Eukaryota; Metazoa; Chordata; Aves; Passeriformes; Pipridae
Product: zinc finger protein 239-like
Exons: 1
Coding region: 16-984 (322 amino acids)
Biological process (GO): regulation of transcription by RNA polymerase II
Cellular component (GO): transcription regulator complex; PcG protein complex; chromatin
Molecular function (GO): RNA polymerase II cis-regulatory region sequence-specific DNA binding; DNA-binding transcription factor activity, RNA polymerase II-specific
Source: RefSeq, a predicted model, not a curated record
CUCUGUCAGCCGAGCAUGGCCCCGGCUGCAGGACAACCCCGCUGGCGCCGCCGUCCUGCCGGGGCCGGAGUUGGGGGGAUGUCCUUGGCCUUCCCUGUGGGCCGGAGGCAAAUCCCCUGCCUGUCCUUCUUGCUUCCUGCCCCAGGCCCCGAGCUGAGGACGGAGAGCCCGGAGGACAAAUCCCCCCGUGAGACCCUGGUGGGAGAGGCCGUUUUGAAGGGCUCCCCGGCGCAGGAAGGCAGCGGGGAGGAAAAGGGCCGGAGAUCCCCCCGCAGGAGGGGCUCCAAAGCCAUCCCAGGGUGCUCUGAGGAGGAAAGAGCCAGCCUGUGCCGGGAAGGCGGCCAGAGCUUGAGGCGGAGCUCUGAGCUGGUGGUCCCUGAGCAGCCUCCCAGCAAUGAGAAGCCCUUCAAGUGCUUGGAAUGUGGGAAGAGCUUCAGGCAGAGCUCCCACCUCCUCACCCACCAGCACAUCCACACUGGGGAACGGCCCUACAUAUGUGGGGAAUGUGGGAAGAGCUUCAACUGCAGCUCCAGUCUCCACAAACACCAGCGUUUCCACACUGGGGAACGGCCCUACACAUGUCAGGAAUGUGGGAAGAGCUUUAGGCAGAGCUCCGACCUCCUCAAGCACCAGCACAUCCACACUGGGGAACAGCCCUACAUGUGUGGGGAAUGUGGGAAGAGCUUCAGGCAGAGCUCCACCCUCCGCACCCACCAGCACAUCCACACCAGGGAACGGCCCUACAAGUGCUUGGAAUGUGGGAAGAGGUUUCGGACCAGCUCAGAUCUCCUAAGGCACCAUCGGACGCACACGGAUGAGAGGCCCUUCCGCUGCACCGACUGUGGGAAGGGCUUCAAGCAGAACUCCCACGUUGUCACCCACCGGCGCAUCCACACCGGUGAGAGGCCCUACAAGUGUGGGGAGAUUGGGAAGAGCUUCACCCAGAGCUCUAAUGUGACCCAACACCAACGGACCCACCAGUAAUGGAAGCCCUACCAGUGCCCUACCGGACACCA